AGUUAGUAAAUAUUUGUUGUGUUGUGGAGGAGCGGUAGAAGAAGUUCAUCUGUGCCUUAAACAAGUCAAUGAAUUUGAAUUGCGUUUAUAAUAUUUGUUACUUAAUACUUGUUAAAUAAGUCCAAUCAAAAUUAUGUUAUUUUACUAUGCUGUUAAUUUUGAAACGAUAUCCGAUUUUUAAGUAUUUAUGCAAAUUAAACUUUAAUUAAAGUUAGUUUGUGUGAAUUAAAAAUGUUCAUUUUCAAAAAAUGUUCAUCCUUUUUGAGUUAGGUCUGAAUUCUCUAAGUUUAGGUGUCACAAAUUGAAUUAAAAACAAUACGAUGUCACAAGAAUUUGUUCUUCAAAAUUGGAAUGAAGUAAAACUUAUAAAGAAAAAUACAAAAAGAUCAACCAGUAUAAAUAAAAAUACUGAAGUCUCGAAUUUUUUGGAGAUAUCUGAUCUUGCGAGUGACUCAGAAGAGAGCAUUCCUGAUUUUUCGGUCACGAAGCGCAAACUUCGAUCUAAAAAUAAAAAAAAAUUCUGUCCUGGACCUAAGCAAGUGCCUCAGUGGAAGAAAGGAUGGGGUAAUUCUCAGUGUACCCAAGGAAUAAAGUUGAUUUCACUUUUAGUCUUGGCCAUUGUUGUAAUAAUUCAAGUUUGGUUUGUAGUAAACCUAAACUCUCAUGUUCAAGAACUUAAGAGUCACUUUAGUGUGGUUGAAGCAGGUAACAAAAACACUCCUGAAACUUUACAUUCCAUCCAUUCUCAACUUAAAGAAUUUGAGAAAAAUGUGUCCAUCCUUGGAGCUGACCUUCAGAAAGUUAUCAGUGAAAUCUCUGUUUUGGGAAAGGAGGUAGAACAACUGAAACAAACUGCUGGCAGUCUGAAAGAGAGUAUAGCAGCAGCACCAGAAAUAAAGGAGCUUCCAAAGGAUGUUUCUUCACUUUCAGAGAAUGUAGCUAGUUUUGGAAGCAAAAUUACUGCCAUGGAGGCAACAAUAAAGGACAUGAAGUAUCAACAGGCCUCUCUACAGACAUCUCAGGAAGGCUUAAAACAAAGCCUUACUAAUUUUCAGGUACAAAUUCAAGCCUUGUCAAAUGUGACUGAAAAACUAUCAAGUUCACCUGGUGAAGACCAAACUGCUAAACUUAGAAAGGAACAACGUAUAUUUCAUGAUGAGUUAUUAAGGGUUGCCGAAGCUGUUGACAACAUCAACAUUUCAACUUUGCCUGUUAUCUCAAAGGUUAAUGAAAUAUUACCUCUUCUGGAGAAAAUUAAUGGCAGUGCAAGCUGGAGUGUAGAAGAUCUGAACAGUUUCUAUUCUGAAAUAAUGAAGAUCAAAGACUAUAUGUACCACAACAUCACUGGACAAAUACUAGCUCUUAAGUCAGGAGAGAAGGAUCUGGAACUUGCUAAAACUGAACUGAAAACUCCAAACCUAAAUACAGUGGUUAUACAACAUAUGAUUGAAAGUUCUAUUAACCUGGCUAUCAAAGAUAUGCUCAAUAACACGCUGACUAUUGGAACUAUGAGCAACACCAAUAUUACGUUGACAGAAAUUCUGAAACAAACACAAGAUGUCGUUCACACCUAUUUAGAACUGAUACAACAGUUGAAAGACCCAGUGGACAACCAUCUGUUGAACCAGUACAGCAAUGCUACUAAUGUUGUAGGUCAGCUACUUAAUUUAACAGUUAGCAGCUUAUUAAAGGAUCAUGAAGGUGAAUUACAGACACUGCAGAACAAUGUCAGCCAUUUGUUGACCCAAUAUUCCCAGUUAAAAACUGCUCAGGCAGCUACAGAGGAAAAGAUAAAUACAGUUAUAGCCAAAUUACAGCUUGUAGAAGUCUUGACACGAGACUUUCAGAAUUCAUCAGAAGUUACAAAUGCCAGUUCUAAAACAUAUUCAGGUUCUCUAGGUAAAGGUUCAAGUGAAAAGAACAAGAAUGCGAAGACAGGAAUAUUCAAAAGGAACCGAUUCCAACCACCCACGCCAUAAAUUGUUUAAGUUUCUCCUCCCUCAGAACUUUUUUUUGAUACCGUAACUAACAUAAAAUGUUUCUAUCAAAUAAAAACAAUUAAAGACUAGUGAGGAACUUACUGAACUAAAUGAUUAAGUUAAAAAUACGACAACAGCAACUCUUAUAAUAGGCUAGUUCUGAUUUUAACAAUUACAACAUUUCGACCCAUAGUAUCGGGUCAUCAUCAGGUAAGAUGGUUCCGUACUAUGGGUCAAAAUGUUGUAAUUAUUUUAAUCAGAACUUACCUACUUUAAAAGUUGCUGUCAUUGUAUUUUUGAAAAACAGUUAAAGUUUUAACAAACUUAAAUGAUGUAAGUAUCGAGAAUUGUAUUGUUCCCUCCUGAAAUAUGUAUAGUUUUAGCCCAUAUCGAAUAGCCGAAGGUUUGACGUUUAGAAUAGUUAUAUUGUGCUCAACUUCUGUGAAUAGAGUGGAGAAAGAACCUAGUUGUAUUACACUGUUUGUCUAUUGUAUGUGAUGUAUACAGUGGAUAAGUUUGUUUGAAUAUAAGUUAUCAACUUUGUUAUAUUUAAUGCUUAGCUUUCUUAUGGUUUAAGGGUGACUUUAGUGAGAAAGAGAUGUAAUAACCUUCUGCAUGCCAGAGGGUCUUCUAUCACUAAUUUUGUUUUACUUAAAAACAUGGUGUUCAACCUUACUAGGAUAUAAACAAGUUACAAUUCUAGCAUAUUGCUAUCAACUAUAAGUUUCAGUGAUCUAAAUCAACAUUAAAAAUUCCCGAAUUACUUUACAUAAAACGAUUUUGUAGUCUGUUUGUUUUGAUAAAAAACGUGAGUUCUAUUUUUUUUUAUCUCUGCCAUAAUUUUCAGUUAUCACAGUAUUGUAAUUUCUCUGUUUAUAAUAUCAGUUGUAUAUUUAGCGUUGUAAACCUUAAGUAUUUGAUUUUAGAAUGAACACCAAUUUCUCUGUUUAGUAUAUUGUUCUUAUGUAGUUUUUUUUUACAUUUCGUAUUUAUUAAUUCUGUGGUUUAGUUCCUUUUAUUAUCUUUGAUUGGUUUUAAUAUCCCAACUAUGGCACUAGAUUUAUCUAUUCAUUAAAAACAAUUAUCCAGUUUAUCUUAGAUUUAGGACUCUAUUAUUUCUUUCUGUGUAAUUUAGUACUUAGAAUAGGACAUCAUGAAUUAAUAAUCUAGAAUGAUACAUUUUAUAAAUGUUGUUGUAAAUGCCAUAAAAUUGAUUCACUGAAAUUAUCAUAUUCACUAGCUUUUUAAGUGUAUGAUAAGCUGUAACUAAUUUUAUGCCAAUAUUAACAUAACUACAUUUGUGUCAUUGAGAGUUUUAAACAUUUUAAUAAAAAAAAAGGGGUGGGGAGUAGAAUUAUUAGCAUCUAUGUUUUGUGUGCAUAACACACUCAGCAGUAGUGGCAGUUUUGAGAUCCUCUGAUGAGAUGUGGUAAGUUUUUCUUAUCUUGGUUAUCUUACCUGAACAAAGUUAGGCUGAUAAGGUAUUAAUAUUUCUUUCCUUAGUGAUCUAGGCAUAAGAUUUGAAUGGAAACUGUGCUUAUCUUAAACAUUUUUAGGUAGGGUAUUUAAGUGAGAAGUGUAGAUUAAUCAAUGAGACUGUUUCAUUCAUGAAUUUUAGGCAUGAGAAUUGAAUGAGAAGGAUAGAUUAAUUAAGGAGAUAUUGUGAUGGACUUGAGGCAUGAGGUAAGUGAGAAGGAUAGAGUAAUCAAGGAGAUAUUGUAAUAUCCUUGAUGGACUUGAGGCAUUAAAUGAGUGAGAAGCAUAGGUUAAUCAAGGAGGUAUUGUGAUAUCCUUGAUGGACUUGAGGCAUUAAAUGAGUGAGAAGGAUAGAGUAAUCAAGGAGAUAUUGUGAUAUCCUUGAUGGACUUGAGGCAUUAAAUGAGUGAGAAGGAUAGGUUAAUCAAGGAGAUAUUGUGAUAUCCUUGAUGGACUUGAUGCAUGAAAUGAGUGAGAAGAGUAUAUUAAUCAAAGAGUCAGUGAUUUUCUUGUGGUAUUUAAGGCACGUGACUUUGGUGAGAAGGGUAAAGUAAUCAAAGAGAGACAGUUGUUUCCUUGAUGGACCUUAGGCCUGUGGCUGGAGUAAGAUGAGAGGUUUAAACAUUUUGAUAAAAAAAAAAAGGAGUGUGUAAAUAGGAGCAUUGAAAAACUUCCUAAAUUGUUCUUUCCCUCUAGUAUGUUUGUUUUGAUUAAGGAAAAAUUGUGCAUUUUAAAAAUUUUUAGUUCUCAGACAGAAGGAAUUAGCUUACAGAUUUAUAUAUAAACUUUCUGUGGAAGUGCAGACAAAUUCGAUAGUCUUCGUUAGAAAGCAUGCGGUGUGGUUAUAAGAUAAUGUUAGUUUGGAUCAACUCACAGUGGAAUGAAGAAAGUGUGUUUGAAUGCUAGUUAAUAGACUAACUUGAUAUUUAACCUGUUUAGUAAAUGGUUAAUUCUUAAAAAGGGCGUGUCAGUACAGAUCAACUUAAAAAAAUAGUUUUGAUGCAGAAUUAAAAUACUUAAUAUUGGGCUUUAUUUACCUAAUGAAUUGACAUAUUAAUUCUUUUAUUGAAAAAACUUACCUUGAUUAAGAAGACAUUUUUACAUUUUAAGUCAACUUGAUAAUGUUCUGCAUGAGGAGGAUUGGUAAAUAGAAUGCCAUGCUCAAGUUUAUUGACUUUUAAUGAUUUGAUAAUCAAUGCUUUUUUUGCAAUAAAUUGAUUUUAUUGUCCAUAAAAGAGAGUGUUACAAUUCAACGUCAGCUAGUCGUGAGCGACAUUUUUCCUGGAUACGAAGGAUCUGUGGAAGUGGUCAAUUUUUGUUGUUGUUGUUGUGUGUAAUGAUCUUGUUUCUGCUUAGAGAAAGCAAACAAGAUCAGUGAUUAAAAAAACAUUCCUGUACGAUUAUAAGCUUUGUUGGAAAAUUAAUUCUGUGCAUGGUGAUGACAUCUUCGACUUCACUAGGAAUUGGUACAGUUAAAAUAAUAGAAGUGUUUCUGUUCAGGUGUUGUUCCUGGCAUAUUUUCGUAACAUUCCUAUUCAUAAGUCAAUUUUACUGCUUCUAAAAUAUUAUUAGGAGAACGAUUUCAUUUCUUAAGAAUUUAAAGGCCUUUAUUGAAAAUGAGUUUAAUUAAUUUCAUUUGUUUUUUCGAGCUAUAUUGAAGGCAUGUAUAUAUAUAUUUACGGUUUCCAUUAAAAUGAGACGCAACUAAAUCCAUCCUCGUGGAGUUUUGGACAAACUUUUCGCAUAUUUAAGCUGUUU
Molecule: messenger RNA, 5213 nt
Organism: Limulus polyphemus (Atlantic horseshoe crab)
Lineage: Eukaryota; Metazoa; Arthropoda; Merostomata; Xiphosura; Limulidae
Product: EF-hand calcium-binding domain-containing protein 14-like
Exons: 13
Coding region: 321-1979 (552 amino acids)
Source: RefSeq, a predicted model, not a curated record